CGCUUUUGUGGCUCAAAAGCGUACAUUCCCAAAUCUGAAGAAUGCUGUAAGCCCAUUAGGCGUCGUUCCUGCUGGUGUUCUUGCUUAAGUACGGACCUGUUUCCAGUAGUCCUAACAUGGAGGUGGAAACCGCAGAGGAGGAAGACGUGAACAUCGGAGCGACGGGGGAGGACGACUGUCAUUGGGGUACCCGCAGUGCUGUCAUCACCGAGCCCCAGCUGCGCGAGCUAGCCGAGGCCGCCGCGGUGCUCUGCACCCGUUGCGGUGCUAGGUGCGGCGUGAACAUCACUCGCAUCACUGUAUCGUUCACGGUCACAUGGGAAUGCAAAACAUGUGCCACUGUCGCCAAUAAGUGGGUGUCAACGCCGAAGGAGGGCCAUACAAUGGUCAUAGACACCCUACUUGUUGCGGCCGUCGUGCUCAGUGGCAGUCAUCUGGAAAAGCUGAACAAGUUGUUGGCCUUCGCAAACAUAGGGCAGCUCAGUCGGACGGCGUACAGCCGUAUCACACAAAUCGUUGUAGCACCAGUGAUUGAGGAGACGUUCAACAGGACUCUGACUGAAAACCGAGAGGCGGCUCUCGUGGCAUCACCUGAUGGUCUUGUGGUUGCUGGUAACCGCCAAAAUGACAGCCCUGGCUUCUCGGCGUCAUAUGGCUGCUACGCCAUAAUGGACCACACAACCGGCCACAUCAUAGCGCAGGUAUGGCAGUCAGCGUUGGCGUGAGGAUUUCUCGGGGAAUGUUU
Pollicipes pollicipes is the source of this 745-nucleotide messenger RNA. RefSeq lists its product as uncharacterized. The transcript is spliced from 3 exons. Lineage: Eukaryota; Metazoa; Arthropoda; Thecostraca; Pollicipedomorpha; Pollicipedidae. Bases 117 to 725 code for a protein of 202 amino acids. The record is from RefSeq and is a predicted model, not a curated record.